CGCGCAGAGAGCGGCUGGAAGGUGGGGGACCUGUGCCCAGGAUUUUCCGUCCUGGGCAGCUGUCGGUGUGUCACUUUCGGGCGACGUUUCGGGACGCUGGCUGCGUAACGCACCCUCUCUGGCGGGGUCUCCAGGCCCCCGCCGGCGACUGUACCAGCCGCAGCCCGCGCGGGCCUCAGUCUCCGCCUCCGUGCAAUGGGGCGCCUCGCCCCGAGGGCCGGAUACCCCGUCGCCCCGCAGCGCCCACCGGCUCGGCCUCCCGGGGCCCGGCUCCCACCGCCCGCGAACCGGGCCGGAGCGCGGGACCGCCAGCCCCCCGGCCGCACGGCCCGGUGUCCACCCGGAGUCCGGGAAGAUGGCGUCGGGCGCUGGUCCCCGCCGGGACCCGGGGCGCCCCGAGUCGCCCCGAGUCGCCGCGCACCUGCCAGGGGCCGGAGAAGGGCUUUAUUGUGGCCGCGGGGAAGUCCGGAACAGGAACUGCGCGCGGAGCGGGGGCGCGGCCGCCGCCCGGCACCUGCCCUCCGCCUGCACAGAGAAGAAAUGUCUCACGCAGGACCCCUCUCCAGGAACGUCUUUUUGAGCACCUUCCUGCAGGAGCAUGGCCCGGAAGUUCUGGACGUUCCUGGCAUGACCGAUCUCGUGGAGUACUAUGAUCCUGGGCCCUCCCCUAACAGCAACAGCCCCGACGAUGUGGCCAUGCGGCUGGCCUUCAUCGGGGACGAGAUGGAGGUGAGGUGGAUGAUGCCCCGCGUUGGCGAGCUGCCCGGGAUGGCCGUGUACAGCUUGGCCUUCACCUACAACCAGACGGGCCUGAGAGGUGUUCUCAGGAGUCUCAUGGCUGGUCUGGCCAACCUCAGGGAGAACAUACGGAUCUGGGGCUUCCUGACCCUCAGGAGCAGGGUGUCCCCCAACUCGGGGCGCGGGCUGGCGCUGUCCCUGCUGCUGCUGGUGCUGCUGCUGGGCUGGGGGCUCCACCUCCUCCAGUGACUGUCCCCUGCUGCUCAGCACGGGGGCGGGGCUGGCCUCGCCCCCCCUGACCACCACCCUGGAGGUGGCCUCAGUUGGUUUUGUUGUCUUUUUAACUGUUUUCUGAUGAUCCCUUUUUUUUUAUAUUUAAACUCUGAGUGCUGGGACACUACUGAGGUUUCAUACUAGUUUUUUCUUUUUCUUUUUGUAAGAGAAAUGAAUUCAUUAUACCUCUGGGGUCGUUACUGGGUAACUGCCCGCGCCAAGGCCUGGCUGGGCCUGCUCUCCGGGCCCCACGCUGCGCAGUGGCCGGUCCUUCCUCUAGCAGGUCGGUCACACAGCGGGCAACGGGGGGAGUGCUGGCCGCACCCCCGUGUCUGUGAUGCCCGCAGCAAAGAAUCUGCUGGAAUAGAUUUGGGAGGGGUAGGAGAGCUCAAUAAAAUGUUGGUUUCCA
Leopardus geoffroyi (Geoffroy's cat) is the source of this 1420-nucleotide messenger RNA. It is a transcript of the gene BIK, whose product is annotated as BCL2 interacting killer. The transcript is spliced from 5 exons. NCBI's taxonomy places the organism in Eukaryota, Metazoa, Chordata, Mammalia, Carnivora, Felidae. Bases 196 to 987 code for a protein of 263 amino acids. The record is from RefSeq and is a predicted model, not a curated record. Gene Ontology annotation, biological process: apoptotic mitochondrial changes; male gonad development; apoptotic process.